Molecule: messenger RNA, 2066 nt
Organism: Alexandromys fortis (reed vole)
Lineage: Eukaryota; Metazoa; Chordata; Mammalia; Rodentia; Cricetidae
Gene: Get4
Product: guided entry of tail-anchored proteins factor 4
Exons: 9
Coding region: 88-1071 (327 amino acids)
Biological process (GO): protein insertion into ER membrane
Cellular component (GO): cytosol; BAT3 complex
Molecular function (GO): protein binding
Source: RefSeq, a predicted model, not a curated record
GGGCGUGCAGUGGCCGCAGGGACGGAAGCCGGGAGGCGCCGCCGACCGCGCUUGCGACAGCGUCAGCUCUGCGCGGAGCGCCGGCCCAUGGCGGCGGCGGCGGCGAUGGCAGAGCAGGAGGGUGCCCGCAACGGCGCCCGCAACCGCGGUGGCGUCCAGCGCGUGGAGGGCAAGCUGCGUGCCAGCGUCGAGAAGGGCGACUACUACGAGGCGCACCAGAUGUACCGGACCCUCUUCUUCAGAUACAUGUCCCAAAGCAAACAUGCAGAGGCCCGGGAGCUCAUGUACUCAGGAGCAUUGCUCUUCUUUAGUCAUGGCCAGCAGAACAGUGCGGCUGAUUUGUCCAUGCUGGUCCUUGAAUCCCUGGAGAAGGCAGAGGUGGACGUAGCUGAUGAGCUAUUGGAAAAUCUGGCUAAAGUGUUCAGUUUGAUGGAUCCAAACUCCCCUGAGCGAGUAGCUUUUGUGUCCAGAGCCCUGAAGUGGUCCAGUGGAGGGUCUGGGAAGCUGGGCCAUCCUCGGCUCCACCAGCUGCUGGCCCUAACGCUUUGGAAAGAACAAAACUACUGUGAGUCUCGCUAUCACUUCCUGCACUCCACUGACGGUGAGGGCUGCGCCAACAUGCUGGUUGAGUACUCCACCGCCCGAGGCUUCAGAAGUGAAGUGGACAUGUUCGUGGCCCAGGCUGUGCUACAGUUUCUCUGUUUGAAAAACAAGAACAGUGCACUGGUGGUCUUUACAACGUACACACAGAAGCACCCAUCCAUUGAGGAUGGGCCACCCUUCGUUCAGCCCCUGCUCAAUUUCAUCUGGUUUCUGCUGCUGGCUGUGGACGGUGGCAAGCUGGCUGUGUUCACAGUGCUGUGCGAGCAGUAUCAGCCGUCCCUGCGGAGAGACCCCAUGUACAACGAGUACCUCGACAGGAUUGGACAGCUUUUCUUCGGUGUGCCGCCAAAGCAGACAUCCUCCUAUGGAGGCUUGCUAGGGAACUUGCUGAGCAGCCUCAUGGGCUCCUCAGAGCAGGAGGAGGGGGAAGAGAGCCAGGAUGACAGCAGCCCCAUCGAGCUGGACUGAAGCUGCCUGGCCAGCAUGGAGAUGCCCAUGACCGGCACCACUGGGAUGGAUUCAGUGCCAGGCUGGGAACGAGGCCCCUUACCAGUAGUGGGCUUCUGCUCCGCAGUUGGAGGGGCCACCUGUGCAGAGUCUGUCCCUAUUUAUGUAUGGUGGCUGAGGGCUGUGUGGCCAGGACCAAGAGCAAGGCCCAGCUCCUGCUGGCCAACCGUGUUCCUUCAGAUCACCCACAAUAAAGCGCAGGCCUUGCUGCAGCACCCCGCUGCCAUCCUUGUCUCUGGUUCCUUGGGGAGGGCUGCAGGGUGACAGGCAGCCUGGCGUCAGCGACUGGUAUCCCUUCUUCUGUGUCCAGUGCAGCCGUGGCAUACUGGAGGAAUGGUGGCCACUGCUGUGAGCCAGGCAGAUCCUGAGUCCUGAGGAUGAGAUCGGGUUUCUUGUUUGUUUGAAUUUUGUUUGGACACAGAGUCGUUUUGCAAUCAUGGUGAGCUUCCCAGAAUCAGAGCACAUGUGCUGUGGUGGGCAGACUCCUUGGAGGUCGCAAGCAGCUGGCCAGGGCCAUGUCCCGUGAUCUGUAGGGCUUUGGCCCCUGCUGUAGUCUGUGGGCUUGUCUAUUCAAGCCACAGCCCUGCUGGUCCCCAUGAGCCCCACACUGCUGCUCUGGAGAUGUUUUUAAAGGGUGCCGUAGAUUUCCAUGUCCUUCAUGUUGCAGUAUUUAUUUUUACUGGGUGAGGGAUUUUUCAACCUGAUGUUUUAGGACUUAACCAAAUAACCAGUCCAGGAAUGAGCAACCCCAUCCAUUACCACAGAUAAUAUCCACGCUACCAAUCUGAUUAUAAAGGGAGACACUUUAUUUUUUCACAAUUAAAAUAGAGUUGUAGAUUAAUACAUCUCUAUCUUGCAUGGGAAGGAGGGAAAUAUGCGUUAUUUACUGUAAAAAAUGGAAUUUAAAGGAAGGCUUGUGUCACCUGUUGACUAUAAAUAAAUCCUUUCUACUGGGC